AUGUGCCGCAAGCUGACUGUUUUGUAUGUAGUGGUUUCGUGCUCGGAGAGACUGAUGAUCAAGGGUAUCGAUGACGUCGGAAGAUUUUACACCUGCCAUGAAGAGCUGUUGAGGGUCCAGAAUGAAAACAGGGAGAAGUGGUAUGAGGCCAAUCGAGAAUGGUGGGUUACGGGGUAUGGUGGCACAACAGAUUCAGAGGCUAUGGUGGGAGAUGAUGAUGGAGAAGAAGAUUGCAUAGAGAGUUUGCGCUUCCUGGAUCGAAUGCUUGAAAAGCAUCCAGGCAAAACCUUGGAAACAGCAAUAGAUGCAGGUGCUGGAGUCGGUCGAGUGACCAGAGCUGUGCUGCUGCGGCGAUGCAAGCGAGUGAUGCUGAUAGAAGGCGACAGUCAAUGGUCAAAACAAUCAAAAAUGUACCUUGGCAAGAAAAGGGCGAUGAGAUGCGAAUUCAAAUGUGCUCGUUUGGACGAUCUCAGUCCAUUGCCGAGCAAUUCAGCAGACUUGGUGUGGAUUCAGUGGACGCUGCAGUACUUGACAGACCAGGACGUGAUCAAGUGCUUGGAGUCCCUCUCCAAGGGUCUCAGGAGACAUGGAUUUCUAAUUGUCAAGGAGAACAGACCCUAUGGGCACGCGAGGAAUGACAGGUUUCAGAUGGACACGCCUGAUGGGGAGAAUGGGAGAUACGACAUCACGCGCACAGAUGUGCAUCACAGAAUACUGUUUGAGAAGGCACUCGAAGUUUCUUUGGACACACCGCCUGCUGAUUGCAUUGUGCAGGCUGGACUAACCGUUGAGGAUUCUGAGCUAGGUAUGGAAACGUGUUCAUACUGCCUCAGACCGAAGGACAAUUCUAAGAGCGUAUCCACAAGAAGCUCGUAA
Guillardia theta CCMP2712 is the source of this 876-nucleotide messenger RNA. RefSeq lists its product as hypothetical. Gene Ontology annotation, cellular component: cytoplasm. Lineage: Eukaryota; Cryptophyceae; Pyrenomonadales; Geminigeraceae. Gene Ontology annotation, molecular function: rRNA (adenine-N6,N6-)-dimethyltransferase activity. The coding region runs from base 1 to 876 and encodes 291 amino acids. The record is from RefSeq and is a predicted model, not a curated record. Gene Ontology annotation, biological process: N-terminal protein amino acid methylation; rRNA modification. The transcript has 5 exons.